GAAACUAAAAGUUGGAGAGGGGAUCGGCAGUUUGCACGAAAAUCUCUGGCGGAGUCUUGAGCACGACAGAUCCCACUGGAAUACAGAGAACGUCAGUUCUAUCCCUGAAACAACAGGGAACUCCAUUUAUCUCAAUACCAAUAAUCCAUUAUUCCAAUGACAAUUAUUUAACUUACCCCCCAGUUCUCCAAGUGUUCCACACUCAAAAAAUUUAAAAACAAAACUAGUGAACAGUUUUUACUUUUAAGUGGAAAUCAAAGGGUGAAUAAUAGAGACGAAAAUGACGACCAUAGUAGCUAAUUUGAUACAUGGGUACAGGGACCUCAUGGACAACAAAUCAGAUCCCAGAGUGGCCCACUGGGCAAUGAUGAGCAGUCCUCUACCAACAAUGGCGAUAUGCAUAUCAUAUGCCUAUUUCAGCAGAGUCAUUGGCCCAAGAAUGAUGGAGAAUCGUAAACCAUUCAACUUGCGUAGGAUACUCAUUGUCUACAACUUCAUUCAGACAAUAUUUUCCUCGUGGAUUUUUUAUGAGAUGAAUCUAAUUAAUGAAAUUAUGCCGUUUCAGGUGCAAUUUGUGUUGAUAAUGGGUCACCAGUUCCAGCUCCUCUUCACCGAGUGCAACUACCCACGUAGCUUUAUGAUCUGGAUUGGUCUCCACGGUGUUCUAUUCCUCGGUCUAUUCUCCGAUUUUUACAAAGAGAAAUACAUCGGCCAGGACUCUAAGCGUCGUCAAAACCCCGGCGCCUGCAUGCCAGUUCUCGAAGAGAGUGAUACAAAUUUGAAGCAAAAUGGUGUAUCAACGUACACAACAAUCUACAAUAAGGAGUACAACAGUUGCUACAGCAAUGGAACCAACAAUGGCUACGUUGCCAACAACAAUGAGAAGAAAUUGGCUUAAUAACAUUGACAAUUUCCUAAUUUUUCUCAUCAACCAAUGAUUUACAUUUUUUUUUCUCUUUCUUUUUAUUCUUUUGCCGAAGGAAUAAUUCAAAAGGAGGAGCAUUCGAGAUUAAGGAAAAUAUAACGAACAAUCAGUCAUGAAUUUUCUUCCUUGCCUCGAUUUAUCAAUCAUUAUUGAUGUUUUUUUAUGCGCUUUAAUCACGCUACGACAUUAAUGCGUGUUUUAUUGCCCCAUGGCAACAUCUGAGGACGUACUCUUCCUUAUUUUGUUGUUCCAAAGGACAAUUUUUUCAUGAAUGAGUGAUGAAUGAAUGGAAUAAACGUGUUUAUAUAUAUUUUUUUUCUUUUUUUUUCCAGCGGAUAUUGUGUGAGUCAGGGAAGUAGAGGGGUUUAUCUUUUUCAUCGAUAUUGAGAAUGUAGUAUUUAUAUCAUUUAGAUGAAUGUAAAAUAUUAUUUGGCAGAUUUAUUCAGUAAUACGACGAAAGAUGAGAUGCAGCCAAAAAAAAUCAAUAAAAUAAUGAUACAGUCUUCGGCGUUUAUUGUCGCUUUGAAAUAGUUGAAAUUGAGGAAAAUGAUAAUUUAUGGAGAAUAAUGUGAAUCAAGAGAAUGCUGGAGAUUAUUGGAGCCAGUCCAAUUGGAGAAUGUUUUCAUGCUAUGGAUUUAGUUGUACCGAUUGGAGCAUUAAUUAGUGAAAGUGGUAAAACUUUUAGGGGAGUUUAGGGGGUAAUGUUGAUGAUUGUCUUUUAAUAUUCCCCCCUGAGGCCUUUUAUUGAUGAAAUUACUGGUCGUUUGCAAAUUGUACCUACGAUGUUUCGGCUUGAGUCUGUUUUAUCACUUUUUCUUAUCAAA
Molecule: messenger RNA, 1749 nt
Organism: Fopius arisanus
Lineage: Eukaryota; Metazoa; Arthropoda; Insecta; Hymenoptera; Braconidae
Product: elongation of very long chain fatty acids protein AAEL008004
Exons: 4
Coding region: 281-898 (205 amino acids)
Biological process (GO): fatty acid elongation, monounsaturated fatty acid; fatty acid elongation, saturated fatty acid; sphingolipid biosynthetic process
Cellular component (GO): endoplasmic reticulum membrane
Molecular function (GO): fatty acid elongase activity
Source: RefSeq, a predicted model, not a curated record